Molecule: messenger RNA, 5758 nt
Organism: Biomphalaria glabrata
Lineage: Eukaryota; Metazoa; Mollusca; Gastropoda; Planorbidae
Product: orexin receptor type 2-like
Exons: 11
Coding region: 390-1613 (407 amino acids)
Biological process (GO): G protein-coupled receptor signaling pathway
Cellular component (GO): membrane
Molecular function (GO): neuropeptide Y receptor activity
Source: RefSeq, a predicted model, not a curated record
ACAACCAAACUCAAAACAAGAAUGUGAACCCUCACAUGCUUGUGCACAUGCGACCUACAUUUGUGUCUUAUGCUUGUGUACUACAUUUGGGCCUAAUUAUUGUGCACGUGAGCCCUACAUUUGUGUCAUAUACUUGUGCACAUAUGUCCAACAUUUGUGUCCUAGACUUGUGCACAUAAACUAGAGCAUAUUAUGUCUCCCUUUAAAAUAAAUGUAAAUAAAAGCUGCUAAUUUCGGUAUUCUCAAACAUUACAGGUAAAUACAUAAAAUCUAAUGGAUAUAAAGAGGAAAUUUGUGGUUUAUACGUGGGCACAUUUCGGUUGGCUAUUCUGAAUCAUCACAGCAUUGAGAGACAGAUACUGACAUAGACAUCUUGCACUGAUCGUAAAAUGAGUCAGAACUUGAGUGACGCAGCUGAGUCAUUGAAUGACUCUCUAGACGCCAGUAGGUGCAAGUAUUAUCACAAGUCAGACUUGAUGGUCCAGUGUUACUAUGACGAUGAGCACUUGCUUCGAGAAAUCUACGCCUUUAUAGAGCUGACCAAUUUAGAAUGGGUCAUCACAGUCAUUUACGCUCUGGUCUUCAUCACCGGGGUGGUAGGAAACUUUCUUGUAGGCUACGCCGUGUGGAGAAACAAGUACCUCAGGACUAUCACAAACUUCUUCCUGACUAACUUGGCUGUAGCGGAUUUUUUAACCAUCGUCUUUUGCUUGCCGCCUAGUUUCGCUCAGACCAUUCUGGAGACAUGGUUCCUUGGGAAUACUAUGUGCAAGAUGGUGUCCUACUUGCAGAAUGUUGCGGUCAUCGUAUCUGUGCUGACAUUGACCAGUAUUUCUAUAGAGCGGUGGUUCGCCAUUUGCCAGCCGCUGACCUUUCAACAAACCAAGUCCAGGGUCAUCGUAUGUGUUGUUAUCAUAUGGGCAGUCGCGCACAUAGCGUCCAUUCCUAAACUUAUCAUGAUGGAGGAAAUCCACGACAUUAUAGUGCCGCCCAAUCUGACUAUCUUCUUGACUUCAUGCGGCCCGAGGGAUGACCAGGUAGCUGCCAAGUACGAGAUCUUCCUAUCCAUCACUUUCUUUGCCAUCCCCAUCGCCAUCAUGGGCUACAAUUACACGGCAAUAGCCAUCUGCCUCUGGUCCAGUUCCACUAGCUCCAGACAGCUGACAGAAGGUGACCAACAAGCCAUAGUGUCCCAGCUGAUGGCCAGAAGAAGAACAGCCAAAAUGUUGGUCGUUGUAGUUCUUGUUUUCUUUCUUUGUUUCCUACCAAACUACGUCUGGAACAUCAUCAGGCAUACGUGUAAUUUAGAUAGCAUCAAUGAGUUUGUUCCGCCCAUAACGCUGAUCUCCAAACUUUUGUUAUACGCCAACAGCUGCACAAACCCAGUUAUCUAUAACUUUAUGUCUGGCAAGUUCCGGAAAGAGUUCCGUACAGCGUGUUCCUGUUGCUUCCGGUGUUGUUGUAACCGUCAGCGGCAGUCUCAAGGUCAAGUUCAUGAGAUGGAACCACUCUCAGCCAAAAGCAGUGAUGAGGACGGAGAUAGUCGACGGACAGUCCGAAGGCAGAGAAGCUGGACAAGAAAGAACACACUGACCACAACUGUGACAAUGUAGAAUGACUACUCACACUGUCACAGACAGUCAUGACGGCACUACUGACUCUCUUCCCCCCUAACGCCACCAACAGCCCAGUAGAUCGUCUGAGAUAGCCACUGUCCCUCUUUCAGGUUAGCACGUGGCGGCCACAGGAACGACAACUCUUUCACCAGUUGUAACGGCGACAACAAGACAGUGGUCAUCGAUUAUGUCUGACGGGGUGGUCAAGCCUGGACUCUAGCUAGAUCUAUGUGGUGCCUAGAGAGAUGGUCAUCGAUUAUGUCUGACGGAGAGGUCAAGCCUGGACACUAGCAAGAUCUAUGUGGCGCCUAGAAAGAUGCGCUCUACGUAGUAAUACCCAAUGGACACACCUAGAUGGACACAUAAAAAGGUCAGGCUAAAACACGAAAGAACAAGACACCCAAAACGAAGAAGAAAAAAAGUGCCGGAGACUUCAAGGAUUUCAAUCUAUGAGAAUAUAGACUCGUCUCUAUCAAGAGUUGAGCAUUUUAGUUGUGUACGGAAGUGAUAUGAAUUGUACGUCUACUGAUUUAGUUACUUAGGAUGUGUUUACUUUUACGAUAAUGCAAACUAAUAGCCAAGUCAAUCUUUCACGUAUUAUCGAAUGAUAAAAAAAAAAAAGUUUCCCCUUUCAGACCUUGCGAUCUAUGGGUCAGAUGAUGUUAAGGUCAUCUGUUUCUUUGGCCAAUGGUUAAGCAGGGUGUUAUGUGGCCAGCACAACGACCAACCGCCUUUACUUUCCCCAGCUAAAGUCAGGUACCCAUUAGAGCUGGGUGGACUCAGGGGCGCCCUAAAAAUCUCGAAAUUCAAAAUCCCAGUCUUCACCGGGAUUCGAACCCAGGACCUCAGGUUCGGAAGCCAAACGCUUAACCAUUCAACCACCGCGCCCCAUUAUCGAGUGAUACAGUAGAUCAAUCUAGUGUAGCGGAGCCUCGUUGUAAGUUGUAAUAUUUAUUAAAUUCACUAAAUAUAAGAUUUAUAACGGCUAGUAUUACUUUGAAUUCAUUUAGUGGACUGACAGCGUGAUGGUAAAUGUCAUUUGUUUAGAUAAAUGUAAUUAUUUUCUAUUCGAGAUUCACCUAUUAGAAUGUAGGUUAAAGCUUUACUUUACUCAUGGCUAGUAUCAAAUGAUAUUGACUUUUCAUACGAAUUUAAGGCUGAACAUAAGGAUUCUGUUCUAAAGAAGUAGCUCUGUUUGACAGUAAGAAGUAUUGGUAACCCAGGCUGAGGGUCGAAGGGCCAUAUUCGCUUAUACAUUAACAAAAUCAAAAGGUAGCAGUUUAACAUUUCGUCAAGAACAACCUAAACAUUCGGUAACAAUUUUUAAAAUAGUAAGAUGUUCAUUUACGUAACGACUAUCACAUUCCGAGACUCCGAGUAGCCAAUGAGAUGUUCAGUUGGUGCAUUGUGGUGUGAACAAAUGCACGUGUUAAAUGUCUUUGACUUCCCUCCUUAUCAAGUGCCGAUAACUGAAAUAAUUGUUUUAGCCGUAAGUGAAUAUCAGAUUAACUCCCAUGCUUGUUUCGUAUCAUCGUGAUGGCCUGUGUCGCUGUUUGUUAAUGGCGAAGGCAAUGAUACAAUUGAUGUUUACUAAAUAACAUUCAUGUUUAUACAUUGAAGCCUAUACACUGUUCCAUACUUAGAAUUGUCACGCUUUAGAAUUUGAAAGACACAUGCUACUGUGUUGCUCUAUUUAAAAAAGGAAGAUUUGUAUUCAAAUGUAUCUUUAAGUGUAUUAGAACAGGUUUUAAAAAAAAAAACUAGACUGUGAUAUCUUUUGUUGUUCUAAAUGUUUGGUUCUUUCCAAAGUUCAGUUCUAGUUUUGAACAAUGACAACUUGUAUCUUUCAAUUCAAACAUGUAAAGUAGACCUUUGCUAAAUGGAGAUUCAUCUCUCUCUAGAGGCGCUUCAGUUCUUAGUGGAAUCAGUUCUACACUGUUUAUUAGAUGAAUGAAUUCAUCUCUCUCUCUAGAGGCGCUUCAGUUCUUAGUGGAAUCAGUUCUACACUGUUUAUUAGAUGAAUGAAUUCAUCUCUCUCUCUAGAGGCGCUUCAGUUCUUAGUGGAAUCAGUUCUACACUGUUUAUUAGAUGAAUGAAUUCAUCUCUCUCUCUAGAGGCGCUUCAGUUCUUAGUGGAAUCAGUUCUACACUGUUUAUUAGAUGAAUGAAUUCAUCUCUCUCUCUAGAGGCGCUUCAGUUCUUAGUGGAAUCAGUUCUACACUGUUUAUUAGAUGAAUGAAUUCAUCUCUCUCUAGAGGCGCUUCAGUUCUUAGUGGAAUCAUUUCUACACUGUUUAUUAGAUGAAUGAAUUCACUAAAGAAUGAAACUAUAUAUUUUGGAAAAAAAAUAGUGACGAUUUCUCUUUAAAAAAUUUAAAGUAACAAAGUUAAUUGGCUGUCUGCCUGCUCGUGUAGUAUGCGAUUCUGACUGUGGUCACUAUUGUUCCUAGUUCGAAUUUAGUCCACAUCCAUUCCCUGCCGCCGUGUAGGAGGUUUGAACUAGGACGUACACAUUUCAUCUUCAAGUUUACACGAACGUCUGAAACAACAACAAAAAAAAAGAUGACUGUUUCGAUACCAGUGACUAACCAGUGACUAACGUUGCAAAUUCCUUGCUGGUAUUAAUAUAAUAGAUUCCACAACAGAACGUCAGUUUGUCAUUAUUUAGAUCCUCUUUCAACAAGCUACGCCAUAGACUAGAACUGAAAGUUGAUCUGAGACUAAACACUCAAUGAAAGAGAUUCAAAGUUUUUUUCUUUUUUUUUGGGGGGGGGGGGGGGAUUCCCUUAUUUAAAGUUUGCAUCUAGUCAGUCCAUCUCGUUUCAUAGUCCAAAGCCAUCAAUCUAUUUUGAGACUAGGCUUCAUUUUCAAUAUUGUUGUGCUAUUUUUUUUAUUUUUUUUUUACUAAAUCUAUUAACUUUGAGAUUCAUAUUUUAUGUCAAAGCAGAAUAACAAUAAUUGAUACAAGUUUUAAUUGAGCUAAAUGUUGUGUGUUUCACAGAAACCUGUCAUCUCAUUCAUACUUUGUAACUUUUGAUUGAAAUCAAUGUGCAGCCUUAUUGAUUUGUUGUACAGAUUGAUAUAAUUUUUAUGUCAUUGUUUCACCAUGAAAACAUUCACAGUCUCAUCGGAAAAUAUAAUGAAUGUUGUUUUGAACUAUAUAUUUGGACAAUUUGUAUUUAUGUGUGUAUGUAUAUAAAGUUUCUGUUUCUGUUAUUUUCUGCUGAAAAAUGAAAAGGCGUAUAUAAUAAAUCCAACACUAUUCUAGGAAGGAGUCUAGCACUUCUACAAAGAAAAAAAAUCAAAAAGUAAAUUUAAAACAAAAUUUCUACUCACUGGACCCAAUGUUUCUUACAAUUCACAUGUGUUCUGUUCCCCAUAUAAGUUCCCAGUUCUUGCCGUUUUAAGAACCUCAUUUGGCGUAAAGUCCGUCUACUUCUUGAGAUCUUCCAAUAGUUUCAUUCGACUGAUUCCCUUGUUCCCUGCGGGGAUGUCUUUAAAAGCUAUGUGGAUCUUGUGACAUGCACCACAAGAGUUGUUUUUUUAACAAUGAUUUGACGUGCUUCAUGGGGUUCUAUUGGUUAAACAAUCUUAUAGCAAAUUUCACCAUUCGUGAGGGUAAGUAGACGUUUCAAAAUAGAUUCCUAGUACCUUCCUAAAGCAGCUCACACCAAUGGCUGAGACUCUGCUUUUCAAACUUGCUGUUAAUUCUCCAAGACUCACAGUCAUUAAAGAAUGUGCACAAAACCAUAGACCAUAUUAAGUCCGCAACAUCUUUCCCUGCUCCUGACUAAUCUCAUCAAAUUCGCAACAUAUUGUCAUGUAACUGACACAUCACGUCAAGCCCACAACAUCUUGUCCUGUUCCUGAAACAUCUAAUGCAUUAAGAUUAGUCAAACACUACUGAAAAUUGAAUGAACUCAUUAUGGUCUAAUUAGCAUCUGGAAACAUUUUGUAGAAACUACUAGAAACAUUGUGAGGUGUUUGGCAUAAAUGUUGACUCUGUUGUAGAGACUGUAUUGUUCUGUUGUAGAGUGUGUAUUUGUUCUGUUGUAGAGUGUGUAUUGUUCUGUUAUAGAGUGUGCAUUGUUCUGUUGUAGAGUGUGUAUUUAUUCUGUUGUAGAGUGUGUAUUGUUCUGUUGUA